Messenger RNA from Porites lobata, 7097 nucleotides. The record is from the annotation of a GenBank genome assembly. NCBI's taxonomy places the organism in Eukaryota, Metazoa, Cnidaria, Anthozoa, Scleractinia, Poritidae.
AUGAAAGCUGACGUUAGCAAGAUUUGGGAUAUAUUCGGAUAACAUUAUGCGUUAGUAUUAAACAUACCAUCAUAACGCUAACGAUAUAUUGUACUACACUAUUAUACUCUAUUUACUACUAACCAAAUGCCAAGUAUGCUGGUCAUGUACUUGAACGAGUAUUGAUAUCUCCAUUGACUUUGAAAAACUUUGUCACUGAUCCUGUACGUCUUACAUUGGGUGACUGAUUACUUUGGACGACCCUGUGCUAGUUGUGGAACGCGGAAUAAAUGUUUCUUCUGGAAUUGUGACUUUCUUGUCUCGUAAGGAGUUUACGUUUAGUGGAGAAGACGAUUGUUAAAACGUACAGCUCUUCCGUACCGAGUUCUUGCACCUAUUAAGAAUGUCGCCGAACUUCCAAUUUCCCCUUGGAGCAACGUGGAAUCUUCUUCAACUUCUUCAUCGCUGCUUUCAUCAAAAUUGUCCCCCUCCUCUUCCUGGUUUACUGCGGCAUCGUCUGAAGUAUCAUCAGACUGCACGUCAAACGCAAUGGAGACAGGGUUCUCAAAGAUUUCACAUUGUCUCUGGUACAUAAACUCAGGGAGUGUACCGUGUCGUGUCAUAGUGGUCUCUUGGCGUACAGUUCGCUGUCUUACGGCAGCUCCAUAGGAGGCGGCCCAGUCCCUAAGUGAAUCACAGUCUGCUUGACACAUGUUGACGAUAGGAAGAGGAUUCAUCACAGGAACCUGGGACAGCAACAAGGCUCUCUCUGGAGUGGGGUACCAUGAUCGCCUGCUCGUGUGAUAGUACGCUGCCCAGUUGGUUACGCGUUUUACCGGUUCUUUCAUAGUAGUUCCGAAUGACUUGCAGUACUCUGCCUGGGAUAAGUUUGCCUGCUUUACAUGUACAGCAGCGUGGCAGUUCUCGACAUCAAGCGUCAUGCAGCUUAAUAGGUUUGUGUGGUCAUACAUAAAUUGUUUCAGGUUAGCAUGCAAUCUCUGUAGACCUGUCUAUCAUGGCAACUGGUGCCACUGUCCUGGCAGACACAUGCCCCUGCGGUCCAUUAAGUGUGGUGUGGAUGCCAGUCAACUUUUGAAUGUCACGGGUGUUCUCGUCAAGCAUCUGUCUGCACUGCCCCACAAGACCAAUGGCUUCUUCUGAAGACUUGACCGAGAAAUGAGCACCUCUGUCGUGCACGGAAAAGGCUUCGUAGAGACAGCCAAUUGCUUUGAGAAAGUGUGCGCGUUCUUGUAGUUUGGUACAGAGUUUGAUGGAGUUCGUCUGAGCGUCACAAACAUAAACCACACUUGCGAACUCAGAGCAGAUGCCUACCGGUUGCUUGAAGCGACACUCUUUGACCGGGCCAUCAGUACGCCCUUCUUCUUCGUCAGAGCCUGCAAACAAACGUAGGUGAUUGCCGUUAUCACUUAGUUACCAUACAGACGCCUUCGUUUGGUUUGUGUACAGGACGUCUUCGCCAAAACUUGUCAGAACGCAGGGCUGAUUAGUAAGCUCCACGGCUAAUCUGUAUUCACAGGUUUCCAGAUUGACAGUGCUUAUUCCUUGCCCAUGUGAAAGGAAUAGAUUCCCGCUAUUAAGGCACAUGCUGUUUACCUUCUUCCAGGCGGGCCUGUAAGGAACAAUUGCCUGAAAGUUCAUACCUUUAACAACAACACCGUACUUUUCUAUUUGGAGGGAGAUGAUUGAUUUAUCAAUGACUUCAGCUGCAUAAAUCAAAUCACUGUCUACACAAACCAUAACUUCAAAGCUUGGCUGCGUUACUCUAUCCCAGAAAUGAAUUUCGUCAUUCCGGACAGUGUGCGUUAAAUAAUGGUGUUUGACAGCUUCAGAAUAUUUUUUUAGCCUUGACGUUAUCUCUGCAACAGUCCCAGCAGGUGAUACGUUCAUCCUUCUUCUUCUUUUCUUUGUUUGUCAUGUAAAUCGAUCCUUCUUUAAAUUCGAUUACCUUUAUUGGACCACUGUCGGAAGCCAGAAAUAUGAUACCUUCGCAGCAAUGGAUCUCCUUGGCCUUGAGGUUUUUCCCAAGAGUAGUCACUUUGUCAACUGGACUGUGAAGGCGAGCUUUGAACGUGGUAGUACUUACCAAACUGUCUCUCUCAAUUUAAUGAGGCGCUUCUCAUUUUUGUUUACCUUACAACGAAAUUUGUUCUUUUUUCUGAAAUUCUCCCCUUCCUUUCCUUCUUCAUAGAAGAUUGCCACGCAAUUAAUUACUACGUCCUCUUCGCUUUCAGACCUUUCAGUUGCGACCUCAACGACCUCAGUUUCCAUUGUCGCGCAUUGAAUAAAAGCAACGAGAACACGAGGCUGUACGGCUGUACGAGCUAACAUCCGGCAUGAAAUUUCACGAAGUCGACGCAUCAUUGGCCAAAACGGUUAAUCACAUUAAGUAUUAACUGGAAAAGGCCGUAAUUGCAAACCACAGAGUUAAAUUGUAAGCUGAUAUAAUGAACCCUGAUGCGUUGUAAAACAAAACACUUGGCUCGCGCUUGCUAAACAACCGGAUGCCGACCGUUCUAGAGAGUGUUAUCACCGCAGACACUUUUUUUUUCACCGAAAACCGCGACUUAAAAGUUGUAAUAACCGCAAACCGCUUAAUGUUUAAAAACCGCAAUACCGCGAGUUAAAAUAAAAAUUACCGCAAAACCGCACCAAAAAUAACGCAAAACCGCAUCACCGCAAACCCUUACGCCCCCCUCCCUACAAAAUCACAUUUUUAUUUCAUAAGUCUGCAUUCCAUUUAGUUCGUUAUGAAGUUGGAAAACUAGUGACAGAACUGUUUCCAUAUGAAGAAUGUUUUGCUCUCUAAACUAUAUGUACGAUUCAAAAUCUCGGUCAAAGUACUUUCAAGACUAGAAGCGAUAUAUAGUUUUUCCAGAAAUAACAACAAUGACGUAAUGCUUAGUGCUGUGGCCACAUAUUAAAUACUUUAAACGUCCCUUGCUCUGAAAUAAAGGUUACUACAAAUUAUCCAGCGCAGUAUUGCGCAUCGUAGUAAUCUUACGUUCGUCGACAUGAAUUCUCGCCUUCGCUACCGGUGGCUCUUUCAAGUACUCUCUUUACUGUUGGUACUCGCUAUAAACAAAAUCAGUAAGUUAGAGGUUUCAUUUCCAUCCUUUUUAAACUAGAUUGUUUACCGGUUUCAUCCAUUGUUUAGGAAUAUCGUAAAGCAUUUUAAAAUUUUUACGACUUGGUGGAUCACUUGAAAAGUUAUAGUCAUAAAUUAAUGAAAAUACUUACCGUACAUACGUUAUAGUUUCAGUUACACUAGUCCAUUACAAUUCGUCGCGUUACGAAUAAUGAACUGAUAAGCAAAGAUAAUUGCUAAUUCCCAAAAAGACAGUUUAUCUUCAGCCGACAGCCGGUCUUUCACAGUGUAGUAAGCCUUUGACAACUGUUUUCAUUUCGUGCGAGUACAGCUGAUAAUGAGGUACAACUUGUUGACAAAUACUGAUCUUAACCUAUUUUCCUUAGGCGGUGAUGCAACGAAAUUUGAUCGUAUUUUUGUUUCCCAUCAAAGUGGCCAAGACACACCACAAUGCGGUUCUUGGACCGAGCCGUGCCAAACUUUGCCACAAGCACUGCUGUUGGUGAGGGAUGGAGGAAAGAUCUGUCUGGAUGGAAGAAACAGUGAAAGACAUCCUUACAGCUGUUUUUUCAGAGGGAAUGUUUCGAGAGAGUUUGGCAAAAGUGUGGCAAUAUUUGGUUUGUUUUCAAAGGCACACAUUACAUGUGAUCCACACUACGGCAAUCUUAAUUUUAGAUAUCCUGAGAAUCGCCUCUUUAAAUUAACUCUCUCCAACCUUGUAUUCCACAGCUAUGGAGUCGAUCUAACCUAUGUGAGCUAUUUCAAUGUAUCGAUAUCAAGCUGCAGGUUUAUAAACAGCUCCGUCGCAGUUAGUAUAGUACAGAAAGAGUCGAGAAUCCAGACAAAAUCUUCCAUCGUCGUCACUGACAGCGAAUUCUUGCACAAUAAAAUGUCCGUCCACGCCAUGUUGUAUCAAGGGUUGUUCACCUUAAGAAUGUCGAGGUGUGUCUUUCAGGGCAGGAAAAGACAUUUUAAUGGAGCUUCUGUUAAGAAAUUCACAAGAGCUGCGGCGGUAAACAUUAGGUACAACCGAUACCCGACAGAGAUGGUAUUCACAGACGGCUUAAUUACUGACUGUCUCUUUCGAGACCUUGGUCACGAGGACAAUAGCUUUGCAUUAUCAUUUCGGUCUUAUGGCUCCUUUGUCAGUGGAAGUGGAAGUUUAUUGAUAUCUAACUGCACCUUCCUAUGCAACGAGAAUGCCAUGUCGGUUGUGGUCGGAUUUUACGUACAGCUGCGUCGGGUGACAAUUAAUUCUACCUAUGGUUAUGCUUUACUGGGCGCUGUAUCUCCUAAAAUAAGCACCAGGGUUCCAGAUGUACGGCUAUCACUGGACAAUUGCAUUCUAUCAAACAACAAAAUAGGAAUAAAAAUGACCAUUCGCCGUGAUUCAUUCCUAUGCCAAGCAUACAGCCUGAUACUAGUUGUGAACAACAGUCUUUUCGUAGGAGGAAACUUAUCUCGACUGGACGGUGGCGCAGUUAGGGUUAUCGUGCAGUCAAUGUGUUCUUCUCUCACUCCACCCAGGCCGAAUUUUAUUAAAGGCGUUUUAAUUCUCGAAAACGUAACCUUUCAAAAAUUCCAUAACAGCGUACUCUAUGUAAAAAUGCAAAGGAAUGUAACGGGCAAAAUAUACGUAAAGAACUCCAAGUUUCUGAACAAUUCUGAAUUUCUUUAUCGACUGGUCGAACGACCGACCGUAAAGAUUCUAUUUGAUGAGGAGGCCCCUCCGGAAUGCCUCAAGAGAAACUACAACAGCAGAGAUGUAUGGGAUAAAAAAAAUCAGUUUCCGGUGCUAUUUGAAAACAGCAUAUUCGAAAACAACUUCGCUACCUCAGGAACAUUGAAUUUCUUCAAUGGAAACAUCACUUUCAAAAAUUGCUCUUUCAAAGACAACGAAGGAUUAACUCUGGGAGCGCAUAUUAAAAUGAAGAUCGGUUACGGAAGACUCAACAUCGUAAGUAGCAACUUCCUACAGACACGUUUGUAUGAGCAUUUUGAUACAGGGCCACGACGAAUUUUAAAUGAUGGAUGCUUUUUGUAUUCUGAGAGUGCUGGACCGGUCAUUAUCAGAAACUCGUCAUUUACAGCAAACAUCAGCAAGAAGUUCUACCCAAUCUUAGCUGUUACAAGGAGCAGUUUACUGCGAGCAGAUUUAAGUUCUACCAUACAGUGCCCGUCUGGCAAGUGGCUCAGAAUGGGUAUCAACGAAGAAAACGAGUUUUCGAAAGAAAGCGGGAUAUGUUGGAUGAAAAUAAAUUUCGUUAAAAUAUUCUGCGAAGAGUGCCCUUCUGGAUCUUAUACUCUACAAAGGGGACUUACAACUGGUUUGAAAAACAGAAAAGAAACUAAAUGUCUUAAAUGUCCAUACGGAGCGUCUUGUGCAAAUGGAACCAUCAAAGCCAAAGAGAACUUCUGGGGCUUGGAAGACACCUCGUCGAGUCCUCCAAGUCUAAAAUUUUUUCACUGUCCAUCUGAAUACUGCAACAGACCAAGCAAUUCCACCCACUAUGGUCACAACAGCUGUCAUGGAAGAAGGGACGGUGUGCUUUGUGGCAAGUGUUCUGAUGGGUACAGUGAGGCACUCUAUUCAACUUCGUGUAGAAAGAAAGACAAAUGUAAUAAUAACUGGUUUUGGCUGGCGACUGGGAUUUAUGUGGCUGCUUUUGCAGUUUACAUUGUCUUCAAGCCUCCCAUUUUCUCAGGGUUACUAAAGCAGAGUCUUUGGUUUAAGAAUAAACCUGCUGAAAGUGUCUUCAGGCAGACGUCAUUGAAAGAGGAUAAAAAACACGAUUUUGGAUAUCUAAAAAUCAUCUUUUAUUUUUAUCAAGUGGCAGAAGUGGUAAUGAUUAAGUCUCCAGAGAAAACGUUUCAUUUGGUACCCAUUAUUCCUCCCAUCAUUGCAAUUUUUAAUUUCCAGGUCAAAUCAUUGGACGGUAGCAUUGGCUGUCCAUUUCCUGGUCUCACUGCCGUAACCAAGGAACUGUUCAAGUGUAUGAAGUUCUUAGGAACGUUGCUUUCCAUUGGUCUUAUUUAUGUACUUCAUAGGGCCACCAGUAGGUCCCUGCACACAGCUCCACCAUCAAUAAAAUUAUACCUGGCUGUUGCUUUAGAAACACUUUUGCUUGGUUAUGAAAGACUUGCUGAUACAUCCCUUAAACUUAUGCAUUGUGUUCCUAUUGAUAAGGAUUGGCGUCUUUUCGUCGAUGGAACCAUUCAGUGUUGGCAGUGGUGGCAGUUCCUGCUUACCUCGUUCAUAAUGUCAUUCAUCAUCCCCCUCGUUCUAGUUCUUUUCUGGGGAUCAUUGAGACUUAGCAAAGACAAAGUAACGGCCAAGGAAUUUUUAAUAGCUUGCGCAUUCCCGUUGCCUUGCCUUCUCUUUUGGAUGUUUCGUGAAUAUAGAAAAAAAGAUGAUCAACAAAUGCUUAACGUUGGAUGCGUUGACGAUGCGAAAGAAAUAAAGCAGGUUCUCCACGGUCCAUUUCGCGCAGGCUCCAGCGAGGAUCAAGGCACCCUAUACUGGGAAGGCGUACUGACUGGCAGAAGAUUGAUUCUGUUGGUCAUCCAUACAUUCGCUACUGACCCCACUAUUCGCUUUGUCUGCCUCAGUUGCGCAUGUGUUAUUAUUCUGGUCCAUCACCUCACAGUGAGGCCUUUUUGCGAACGCAAAGCUAACAUCUGUGAAGGCUUUUCUCUGCUGAGCCUAGUUGUUAUUUGCAUGUUCAGUUUAACCGAAGCUACGCUCAUUUCUCAUGGAAUAGAUCCCACAGGACAAAGCAAAGACCUCUUCCAUGCUGUACAGUGGAUCGAGAUCGGUCUUCUUAGCUUGGCACCUUUGGCGCUGUGCCUCCUUGUAGCUUUUUGUGCACUUUCUCAAGUCGCCCGCCUGUUGUACUACUUCAUCACGUGCCUUUCACAUGUUAAAAAAAGCAAACGUUGUACCCAAGAGUCGUCGACCCAUAGGCCAUUUGUGGUUGACUGGGACUUGGAGGAAAUUCAAGUUCUUGCAUGA